AUGGCUAGUGGUUCAAAUGAGGAAAAUGAAGCGAACCUCCCAGGAGGGCAUUGGGGACAACUGGGGGGAUCCGAAGUGGGUGAUAAAUCCAAGUUGGGUUUUGCAGUAGCAGGAUGUAACCCGAGUGAGCAGGGUCACCCAGAGGAGGGUCAUCCAGGCAGGGAGGAAUCACACCACGGGUGCAGUUGUGCUGGUUAUCCUGGGAGGGGAACCCCCGGAAUAAGCGACUACCACAGAGAGGACUGUACCAAGGAUGAUGUAGACACCCUGGGCGACGAAGAGGAAAGGCACUUUUGCAACGUCUGUUUUUCCUUCUUGUAUUACAAAAAAUACUGCUUCUACGAGUUGCUAAGGAUUUAUAGGAACGUCUCUUCCCUGACGGACGAGCAGAAGGCUCUCCUCACUGAAUCCAUUUACAGCAAACUCUACAAGAUGUAUCUAGCCGUCCUGAACAAUUAUUUUUUUUUUUUUAAUAUUUUGCUUCCUCAGAUUUCUACGCAUAUUAUUUUGCACCUGCUGGCACAUACUGUUCACCGGGGGGACGUGGUCAUCGUGGAGGACUCUUCCAUGGAUGAGGAGAGUAAUAGUGGGGAAAGCAGUGGAAGCGUUGAAAGCGGCACGGAGGAUGCCAGCUUCAGUAGUGACGAAGAGGGAGACCUGUCCAACCGAAGAAGCAGCUCCGAUGGGGAGGAGAAAAGCGGUCAAAAAAAGCAGCGAAAAAAGAGGAGGAGGAAAAUAAUCCCCAGGGAGGAAUACACCAUUAACGAAAUAUUAAACCAUUUAACGGAGGAGGAAAAGGAAAAGAUCGACAAAGAGUAUAACUACUACAACUUGGACGCAAGGCUGCUCUGCAAAGACAACCCCAUUGUUAUUCUAAAAGAAAUAAGGUCCAAGUUAAUAAGUGCCAAAGAGGACGAAGGGAUGUCUAAGGAACUUGAGCUGAACCUAGAGAGGUCGACUUCGGCAGAUUAUCUGGACGUUGGAUACUCCAGCGGGGGAAAAACCCAUGCAGGAGGAGAACAACAAGGGGGACACUCCCCAGGGGAGUCACACGGACUAAACAUUGAGGGAGAACUCCAGUUGGAAGGGAGAAAGAACCUGCCCUUCCCGGAACACUACAACAAGCAUGAUCAUACGAAGCAGGAGAAGGAACCAGCGGAUACCCCCAACGGGAAGGGCAAAUCGGAAGACAUCCGGUGUGGGGGUGACGCCAAGCAGAAGUAUGAUCCGCACGACGAAAGGUACAUUGCAGACCACCGCAAGCAGAACAGCGAAUAUGCGUUCCCCCUUUUAGACGGCCCACCAGGGGAGGUACGACUUGGUGAAUGGUGCCCAAGUGACGAACCAGGGGGGGAAACCGCUCAGGCAGAUACGGACACCCCUGCUGAGGUCGUUCCAAGUGGGACCCCCCUCCAAGGAGAGCACAUCCCCCCCGGGCGUAGAAUCACAAGUGCAUAUACCCCAACUAUGGACGAAUACAACCUUCUGCAAAAUAUGAGCAAAGUUAGAAGUACAUUAAGACAGUUCGUACGAGACUGGUCUAUUGAGGGAAAACACGAAAGAGACAGUGCAUACGAACCUAUGUUGAAAAGUUUAGAUAAAUACCUACCCAUAACGGAUGACUAUGUACCGAAGAUUCUCUGCCCAGGGUCCGGUUUGGGAAGACUUCCCUACGAAGUGGCGAAAAAAGGCUACAGAAGUCAAGGGAAUGAGUUCUCCUACUUCAUGCUCCUUGCAUCGAACUUCAUCCUAAACUACUACAAUGAGAAGGAAUCCCUAAAGAUACAACCCUACUGCUUAAAUACACUAAACAGAAGAAGAAGGGAUGACCACCUGAAAGUAGUAACCCUGCCAGAUAUAAACACCUACAAUAAGGCUAUCCUAAGUACCGACUUUUCCAUGUGUGCAGGUGAACUGAUCGAAGUGUACGACAAGGAGAAGGGAUCCUUCGACGGAGUUCUCACUUGCUUCUUCCUGGACACAGCGAAAAAUAUUUUCCUAUACAUUCGAACCUUUGCAAAUAUUUUAAAGCCAAACUGCUUGUGGUGUAAUGUAGGUCCUCUCCUCUACCAUUAUUCCGAAAUGACAAACGAACUUUCCAUCGAACUGUCAUGGGAAGAAAUUGAAGUUAUUAUUUCCAAGUGGUUCACCCUUGUGGAGAUUGAAUGGAUAGACAAUUAUUAUACCACCAAUGUGGACUCCAUGAUGCAGGUGCAGUACCACUGUAUCUUUUUUUGCGCCAUCCGGAAUGACGUACCGGUGGAGGAGCCGCCCAUGGGGGGGCCUCUUCAGGACAGCUAA
Molecule: messenger RNA, 2301 nt
Organism: Plasmodium coatneyi
Lineage: Eukaryota; Apicomplexa; Aconoidasida; Haemosporida; Plasmodiidae
Exons: 1
Coding region: 1-2301 (766 amino acids)
Molecular function (GO): S-adenosylmethionine-dependent methyltransferase activity
Source: RefSeq, a predicted model, not a curated record